Talaromyces stipitatus ATCC 10500 is the source of this 1843-nucleotide messenger RNA. RefSeq names its product S-adenosylmethionine-dependent methyltransferase superfamily domain-containing protein. The record is from RefSeq and is a predicted model, not a curated record. Gene Ontology annotation, biological process: peptidyl-arginine methylation. Gene Ontology annotation, cellular component: nucleus. Bases 148 to 1782 code for a protein of 544 amino acids. Gene Ontology annotation, molecular function: protein-arginine N-methyltransferase activity. NCBI's taxonomy places the organism in Eukaryota, Fungi, Ascomycota, Eurotiomycetes, Eurotiales, Trichocomaceae. The transcript has 4 exons.
GGGGCCGUGGCAUAAUAAUUUUUUUCCCCUUGUCCUUUUUUUUUUCUUCUAUCAAUUGGAUAUCUUCUCUAAAGCCCUAUUUCAAACGAAGUCAUUUCAUUUCAUUGUUCGCUGGUAUUUACAUCGAUCGGAGUUUGCUGUUUUCACAUGUCGACUCCCGUACAAGACUUCCCCCCGGAGGCAGAAGAUAGCUGUCGAGACAGCGAUUCUGCGUCUGAUAGCUUGAGUAUAGCCAAUAAUGACGAAGGAUGGGAAGAUGUUGAGCCUGAGGAAGAGAGUCAACCGGUUGUGGGACUGUUCACUGCAGAUGUUUACCCCGAUGUCCGUGCCAUGUUGAAAGAUACCAAGGAAAGGUACAACUUUGACUUCGUGAAGGUGCAGAGAGAUCUCGACCUGGACUUUCUAGGAAGCGUUCGACUGGUCAAUUAUUUGCGUUCGGAGAUAAAAAAAGGGAACAAGGAACCAUCUGUCAGCUCUACAGCUUUAUUUCAGGACGAUAUUUACCUCAAGCCGGUUCUCGACGACGACACCUUACUUUAUAGCCUGGACGACCUUACCGACGAAGUGGAAGUCGAAGACCCGGACAAGUCCAACGAGAAGCGGAUUCUAGAACUUCAGGAGGAGUUAGAAAGAUUGAAAACCCAGUUCUCGGAAUACAGACUGGCGGUACAGAAGUCAAUUGGAGAACAACUCGCUGGUACAUCAGUCAAUGACAACCCUGCGGGGUCUGAAAUACCGAAAAGGGGAAGGAUUGAAGAGGCCGAUGCCGACUAUUUCACCUCCUACUCGUUCAAUACAAUCCAUGAAACCAUGCUCAAGGACACUGUGCGGACUGAUGCUUACCGUGACUUUAUCUAUGAUAACAAGGGUCUAUUCAAGGAUAAGGUUGUCCUUGAUGUUGGUUGUGGGACAGGCAUUCUGUCAAUGUUCUGUGCGAAAGCCGGAGCGAAAAUGGUUAUUGCGGUAGAUAACUCCAACAUCAUCCAGAAAGCUCGUGAAAACAUCUACAAAAAUGGGUUCGAACAUGUCAUAAGAUGUGUUCGUGGCAAGAUCGAAGAAGUUAGCUUGCCUGUGCCCCAAGUCGACAUCAUUGUUUCGGAAUGGAUGGGAUAUGGGCUGCUGUUUGAAGCAAUGCUGGACUCGGUACUUUGGGCUAGAGACCAUUAUUUGGUCCCAGGAGGGCUGAUGGUUCCAUCACACACCACUCUGCGUAUUGCUCCGUACGUGGACAGUGAUUUUGUAGAUUCUCAUGUGACUUUUUGGAAAUCUGUUUACGGCUUUGACAUGUCCAGCAUGCUCGAAAACAUCCAUGAUGAGGCCAUCGUUACUACAACCAAACCCGAAACUGUGGUCGGCUCGUCAGCUGUCUUUCUACCACUUCCGCUACACACAAUAACGGUUGAAGAACUGUCCUUUGUGAAGAGCUUUGAAGUGACACUUAAAGAAGACAUUCCUGGACUUGACGGAUGGAAUAUUUGGUUUGACACUUUCUUUCUGCCUUCUCCUACAUUCAAGUUCGACGAAAAUGUCGAGCCUUCAGAAAUAAAGAAGAAAGGCCUGAUUGCCUUUACUACUGGUCCUUUUGGCACCGAAACGCACUGGCAGCAAUGUGUGCUUCUUGCAAACCAUAGCGGAAAAGAACCUACUCUGCUCAAGAAAGGACAGACCAUUAAGGGCAGUGUCGGUUAUCAAAAGAAGGAAAAAGGCUCACGGGCUCUCGAUAUUGAGGUUCUCUGGGACAUUGAUGGUAAUCAGCAGCGGCAACUUUGGUCAUUGCAGUGAAAACAAAUCAAGGACUUAGAAGGCCUUAUAUCCUAUUCUUUGAAUCAUUAAAAAUAUCUUA